GGCUCUGGAAGAAAAGGUUGUGACAGGACCCCAAACCCAGGUCUCCCUACUCCCAGCUUCUCCCCAUUCCAGGGAUCAGUUCAAGAGCCCUCACUAGACACUUGUACAUGCCAGGGCCAACCAGGCCAGAGCCCUAGCCUGCCUCCAGAGCCAAUGGCAGUGGGAGGCAGAGUCCCACCCAGUCAGGUGUUAGGAUUCCUGGGUCUGCUCCCAGCCUCUGCUCCACCCACCCAGGCCAGUGAGGAUGGCGAGAGUGUCGGACACUGCCCUUCUUGUCAACGGCUCUUCAUGGUCCUACUCCUCAAAGGUGUGCCCUUCACACUCACAACAGUGGACACACGAAGGGCAUUGGAUGUGCUGAAGGACUUUGCGCCAGGCUCACAGCUGCCCAUCCUGCUCUAUGAUGGGGAUGUCAAGACAGAUACACUGCAGAUUGAAGAGUUCCUGGAGGAGACACUGGGGCCACCUGACUUCCCAAGCCUGGAACCCAGGUACAGGGAGUCCAACACAGCAGGCAAUGACAUCUUCCACAAAUUCUCUGCUUUUAUCAAGAACCCAGUGCCUGCACAGGACAAUGCCCUGUAUCAGCAGCUGCUCCGUGCCCUGACCAGACUAGACAGCUUCCUGCGUGCACCUCUGGACCAUGAACUGGCACAGGAACCACAACUUCCUGAGUCCCGCCGCCGCUUCCUAGAUGGUGACCGGUUUACACUUGCUGACUGCAGCCUGCUGCCCAAGCUGCACAUUGUGGAUACCGUGUGUUCACACUUCCGCCAGGCGCCCAUCCCCAUGGAACUGUGGGCUGUUCGCCGCUACCUGGACAGUGCAUUGCAGGAGAAGGAGUUCAAGUAUACGUGUCCACACAGAGCAGAGAUCCUGGCAGCUUACCAACCUGCUGUGCACCCCCGUUAG
Molecule: messenger RNA, 912 nt
Organism: Psammomys obesus (fat sand rat)
Lineage: Eukaryota; Metazoa; Chordata; Mammalia; Rodentia; Muridae
Gene: Clic3
Product: chloride intracellular channel 3
Exons: 5
Coding region: 154-912 (252 amino acids)
Source: RefSeq, a predicted model, not a curated record